This is a messenger RNA of Amphimedon queenslandica, 849 nucleotides long. RefSeq names its product pyridine nucleotide-disulfide oxidoreductase domain-containing protein 2-like. NCBI's taxonomy places the organism in Eukaryota, Metazoa, Porifera, Demospongiae, Haplosclerida, Niphatidae. The transcript is spliced from 7 exons. The record is from RefSeq and is a predicted model, not a curated record. Bases 55 to 849 code for a protein of 264 amino acids.
UCAUUUUUUUCUGCAAGGUGACAAGUAGCCCCACCCACCUAGCCCCGCCUUUUUAUGGCAAUGUCUUCACACAUGUUAAGGAAAGGUUAUCAGAGAGGAACUCUUUUCUCAUUCAGAGCCUUCCAACCAACCUCUCUCUUGAGGAGCUACUCUGAUACAACCACCAUACCUUCCACGCAGACCAUUGAAGCCCCGUAUGAUGCUGUUAUUGUUGGAGGAGGACACAAUGGGCUUGUUGCAGCUGCAUAUUUAUCUAAAGCAGGAAAGAAAGUUGCCGUUUUUGAGAGACGUCAUGUUUUAGGAGGUGCAGCUGUGACUGAGGAGAUUGUUCCUGGAUUUAAGUUCUCACGGGCUUCGUAUUUACUGAGUUUACUAAGACCAGUUGUAUUUAAAGACCUCGAGUUAAAAAGACACGGAUUAAAGUUCUAUUUCCGUGACCCCAACUCCUUCACUCCGAUCAUCAACAGUAAUGAGAGCCUUCUGUUGGGCGGAGACCAAAACAAAAAUAGAAAAGAAAUAGCUAAAUUUUCAUUGAAGGAUGCUAAAGUUUAUGCAGAUUAUGAAGAAUGGCUAGAAAGACUAAGUUAUAGUCUUGACCCUCUCUUGGAUUAUGUUCCUUUCAAUUUGUCUCACAUUAACUCGAGCAGCUGGAGAGAUCGUGUUCAAGUAAUCAGAUCAAUGAUACCUUUUGGGAAAAUGUUAACCCAUUAUCAUACUCCUGUAUCAUUAUCAAGUGUCUCCCUCCACGUGUUGAACAGAUGGUUUGAGAGUGAUGUCCUCAAGGCUACACUAGCUACUGAUGCUGUCAUAGGAGCACUACUGAGCCCUUACUCUGUAGGGAGUGGGUAA